Molecule: messenger RNA, 1116 nt
Organism: Suillus clintonianus
Lineage: Eukaryota; Fungi; Basidiomycota; Agaricomycetes; Boletales; Suillaceae
Exons: 4
Coding region: 1-1116 (371 amino acids)
Source: RefSeq, a predicted model, not a curated record
AUGUCUGCAUCCAGCACAGAACAGUCUUUGCUCGCUCAGUUGACGAAGCAGGGCUUUCAAAUAAAAUCCUCUCGGCAACGAAGCUUAGGUGCUCAUCCGGCUUUUGAACUCUCACUAGCAGGCGGUCAAACCGUCUUCAUGUGGUUGCGGCCCACCUCUUCUGACUCCAAUUGCAGUCAACGAUUCUUUGAGAGUGAGAUCGGUCUCAUCCACUGGCUUUCCACACACUCCGCGGUGCCCGCGCCCCACCUUUUGCGUGUUCUGCCAACUAGCGCCGAAAACCCUCGGAAUGCUUUCGUAACGCGGGGCAUGACUGGUGAACCCAUCCAAGACCUAUACCCGACGCUCUCUUCACUGGCGAAGGAGCAACUCGUGCGGUCAUAUGCGGAUUUCGCACUGAAGUUGUUCGACAUUGAUGUCCCACAAACGAUCGGCUCUAUCUCUGUCAGGAGUUCCCCGGCUGAGCUCGUCGUAAUACCGCGGAUUUGCCGUGCUAAUCACGCCCAUACCUCUGAGGUCUUUCCCACUUUGCAAAAAUACCUCGAAUAUCUUUCCACGUUGAAGAAAAGACGAGCAUUCACUUUAGACACAGCGGACGAAAAUAGGUUCCGAGCGCAAGCAUCCAUAUCGCAAUUAAUCGCGCAUCUGCGGAGGCACCUGAUCCAACUUGAUGAACGGUGUGUUCGUCUCCUAGUACUAGCACACGACGGGCUGGGAGAUAUGAAUCUCAUGGUCGAUUCCUCCGGCAACAUCACUGGUAUCUUAGACUGGUGGAUGCAUUCAACAUUACCUGCUAUACUUGCUGCGGAUUAUCCCCCCUGGCUAAGGUAUGACGGAAUCAACGACCCUCGAUUUGCUUCUCCGAGGAAAUUGUGGCUGGAAACACCGGAAGAAAGCGCAAGACUCCGAAGAAUAUACCAGGAUGCUGUAAAAGAUAACGACCUUUACUACACAGCGCUAAUGCAAGGUGCUCAGUUACGAGCGGCUGUGGGUUGGGUAUUUGACAUUGAAGAUGACCCAAGCUGUGCAAGAAUGAGACAGUGGACCCUGAGUGCUUUUGGUCCCCCAAUUCGAAGCCCUUCAGCACUCGACGAUAGUCGGUGCAUCGUGACAUAG